AUGGCUAAUAAUGAUGAAAUGGCAAUGUUGUAUGCUGUUGAAAAUAUUGAACAACAUGAACGAAUAAUUCACGUAAGACAAAGUCGAAAUCCAGAAUUUAUUACAGACCCAUUUACAUACACAGAUCGACUAUUCAUCAAAAACUAUAGACUAACUAAAGAACUAGUUACUAAUUUAGUUGAACUCGUAAGACCUUAUAUAGUGUCAAAGAGUCGUUCGUCUGCGAUUGAUUUAAAAACAAAAGUUUUAGUUACAUUGAAUUUUUUGGCCACGGGAUCAUACCAGUUACCUAUUGGUAACAGUAGAUUCACUGCUGUAUCCCAACCAACCGUAUCUCACUGUAUAAGCGAGGUUGUUGCUGCAAUAAAUCAUCCUGAAAUAUUUCAUGAUUGGGUUAAGUUUCCCAAAAAUAUGAAUGAGCUCUCCAAAGUCCGCAAUGA
This is a messenger RNA of Acyrthosiphon pisum (pea aphid), 440 nucleotides long. RefSeq lists its product as uncharacterized. The transcript is spliced from 2 exons. The record is from RefSeq and is a predicted model, not a curated record. Lineage: Eukaryota; Metazoa; Arthropoda; Insecta; Hemiptera; Aphididae. The annotation marks the transcript as partial.